ACAAGAAUACUGAAACAAUUCACAGAGUUAGGGAACAACAACAACAACAAAUCAGGCACAUGAAGGCAUAGAAUGAUACAAGAGCAAAAUAAAUGUAAGCCAGAGUCUAUCUGUUUACAGUUAACAAGAUAUUUUAACAUCAGUAGCCUAUACAGUUUGUCUAUCUUAUUGUCAUCUUGGAAUCAGACUUUUUUUUUCAACAAAAUUGAGCAGAAAUCUUCCUUUCUUCUUGUACCAUACAAAUAAAACGGUAAAAGCGUUCUAAUAAUAAUAAUGAUAGUCAAAUAAUAGCCUAAUUCUCUAUACAAUAGUAUGGGACGCACACUUCAAGUUAUCAAGGGGCUUCAUAGAGCAAAAUGUGGUCUGUGGUCAGUUGUAUAGCCUACAUUAUGUUUCAUCAAUACAAGGUGUUCUGAAGAUCGCAAUACAAUUCUGUCAAUCAGCGUGACGUGGAUGAACCACGGGGUUGAAGACAGCCUAUAUAAAGACAACUGACAUCAGCCCCCGCGCCAAAGACAAGCUUGAGCAAGCCUUUAAAACGUCAGAUCACAGUUUGUGCUCACUUUGUUGCGCGACACCAUCCCAAAACGAUGGAAAUGGGCAGCAUGUCAACCAGCGCACAGAGCUCCUCCAUCCGCACUUCUAUUCAGCACCAGCUCAGCCGCUCCCAGCCAGAUGGCCCCCAGUUUCAUGGAAAUAGGGACGGGCCGUGCGCCGGAUCUUCCAAAGUCGUAAUGGCAUACAAAAACGCAUCGCAGCACCUGAGUUCGUCGGGAAUUAAAGCGGGGUUAGGGUUACUCAAAGUGGCCACGUCUCAGUGGAAACAAGACAAGACGCGCUCAGGGACAACCGUGAGGCAACUGACAACUGCCAACAGCAGCCUUACCUGCAAGAGAUCCCCACUGGAUCAGCUGGCGGCUCUGGUUCUUCACGGUCAAAGCCGACACCGCCAAAUUGUCCAAGAGCACCGACAAGACCCGCUACACUCCACCAAGCCGCAGAACUGUAAGCGCAUCGUGGUUCUUGGUGCGCCACGGGUCGGCAAGACCUCCAUCCUAAGAAGAUACCUUCGGGAUGGAUUUGUGGAGGAGUACAAUCCCACCUCCGAGGAUUUCCUUAGGAAACUCUUUCGUAUCCGUGGGGAGACCUACCAAAUUGACAUCCUGGACGCGUCAAGGGAGAGGGACUUCCCAGCCAAGCGACGACUGUCUAUCCUUACUGGGGACGUUUUUCUUCUAGUUUUCAGUGUAGACGACCGGAGCUCUUUCGAGGAGGUGUGCGCCCUGCGAACAGAGAUUCUGGCUGCUAAAUCCAAACUCACCAAAUCCUCCGCGCAGGAUCAGUGCGCACAGCCGCAGGUUCCCCUGGUGGUCUGCGCCAACAAGGUGGAUCUCCUGGAGUCUGAGAGAGAAAUAUCUAAGGCAGAGGUGCUCCAAAUGCUCGGUGAUGACUGUUCAUUUUUUGAAACGUCCGCAAAGGACAGCACUAAUUUGGAGAAAGUCUUCGAGACUUUAGCAAAGCGAGGUGGGCUCCCGACUGAAACUGGCCCGUCUCAGCACCGCAAAGUAUCCCUCCGGUCGUAUCAGGCAAUGCGGACAGGCCGUGUGCCGGGGAGGGGCAGCCAGACGCCGGGGCGUGAUGACGCCUGUGGCGCCCUGUACCCACUGGCCCGUCGGCCGAGUUUUAGCACGGAUCUCCGACAAGUAAUUGGGCCACAAACUGCACGAAAGACCGGCAAAGCACUGGAAAAAUGUCAGAUUCAGUGAGAGACAAAUAGACUGAUAAGACAACGUAUAAAGUACUUAUAUCCAUUUAAUAUGAAUGCCUACUUGUAUAAUUAGGCUAC
Messenger RNA from Thunnus maccoyii (southern bluefin tuna), 1846 nucleotides. RefSeq names its product dexamethasone-induced Ras-related protein 1 (gene rasd2b). Lineage: Eukaryota; Metazoa; Chordata; Actinopteri; Scombriformes; Scombridae. The transcript is spliced from 2 exons. The record is from RefSeq and is a predicted model, not a curated record. Bases 591 to 1766 code for a protein of 391 amino acids. Gene Ontology annotation, molecular function: GTPase activity; GTP binding.